Cicer arietinum (chickpea) is the source of this 2129-nucleotide messenger RNA. Its product is annotated as GDP-L-galactose phosphorylase 2-like. Gene Ontology annotation, biological process: glucose metabolic process. Lineage: Eukaryota; Viridiplantae; Streptophyta; Magnoliopsida; Fabales; Fabaceae. Gene Ontology annotation, cellular component: cytoplasm. Gene Ontology annotation, molecular function: GDP-D-glucose phosphorylase activity. The record is from RefSeq and is a predicted model, not a curated record.
CAUUCUAUAAAAACAAAACCUUGCUGAUCCUCACACCAACCAAAAAAAACAACAACCCACAUUCCGAAUUGACCCCCUUCUCCAACCCCAAUUCCCAAAAUUUCUGUUUUUACAGUUUCAUAGGGUGGGUUGGAGAUUUUUCGUUAAAAGAGAAAAUCAACAACAAAAAAGGAGAGAAUUUUAGGUAUUUGUGAGGGAGGGGUUUAAAAAACCCAAAAGGGUAUCGAAGAAUUGUAGACAUCAUCACGGCUAUUCAAAGGGUUCCACGGUUUCUGUCUCAUGCCCGUUGUGUACGACGCAAGGGUUGUGUGAUUGAGACCAACCCUUCGCCGCACGGCGGGCGAGGUGCUUUGCCUUCUGAAGGUGGUAGUCCCUCUGACCUUCUUUUCCUUGCUGGCGGUGGUUCUCCAAGAGUUUAGGGUUUAGACUUUAGGAUUUAGAAUUAAAGUUUAUUAUUUAAUUUCUGUUUAAGAUCUAAUUCUUCAAAAACAAAAAAAAAACAAAAAAAUUCUUCUAGCUUUUGUUGUUGUUGUUGUUUUUGGAUUUCGUGAGAGGUUUAUCAACAGAGAGAAAAAAGAUGUUGAGUAUUAAGAGGGUUCCUACUGUGGUUUCCAAUUAUCAAAAAGAUGAGGAUGCUCCUGUUAGUGGUUGUGGUAGAAAUUGUCUCAAGAGUUGUUGCAUUCAAGAGGCGAAGCUCCCUUUGUAUGGUUUCAAAAAGGGUGACAAUGUUGAGGGAAAGGACUUGUCUCUCAUUGCAUGUAAGGAAGGCCCUGUGGCUUUUUUGGACUCAAUUAUUCUUGGACAGUGGGAGGAUCGCAUGCAGAGAGGUCUUUUCCGUUACGAUGUUACUACCUGUGAAACCAAGGUGAUUCCUGGCAAGUACGGUUUCAUUGCUCAGUUGAACGAGGGUCGUCACCUCAAGAAGAGGCCAACUGAGUUCCGAGUUGACAAGGUUCUCCAGCCGUUUGAUGAAACAAAAUUCAACUUCACUAAAGUUGGACAAGAAGAGAUCCUGUUUCAAUUUGAGGCUAGCAGUGAUGGGGAACCUCAAUUCUUUCCCAAUGCGCCUAUUGAUGUUGAAAAUUCUCCUAGUUUUGUUGCCAUCAAUGUUAGUCCUAUUGAAUAUGGGCACGUGUUGCUGAUUCCUCGAAUUUUCGAGUGUUUGCCCCAAAGGAUAGAUCGUGCGAGCUUCAUGCUUGCACUUCACAUGGCAGCUGAUGCAGGAAAUCCAUAUUUUCGAUUGGGCUACAAUAGCUUGGGGGCAUUUGCUACUAUUAACCAUCUUCACUUCCAGGCGUAUUAUUUGUCCAUGCCUUUUCCAAUUGAGAAGGCUGCUACUAAGAAAAUCGCCAAAUUGAAUGGUGAUGUGAAAAUAUCUGAAUUGUUGAACUAUCCAGUCAGAGGUCUCGUCUUUGAGAGUGGUACUGGUCAUGCUCUUGACGAUUUAGCAAACACUGUUUCUGAAGCCUGUAUCUGCCUUCAACACAACAACAUACCUUACAAUGUACUUAUUUCUGACUGCGGACGCCGAGUUUUUCUCUUACCACAGUGCUAUGCAGAGAAACAAGCUCUUGGAGAAGUGAGUGCCGAGCUUCUGGACACGCAAGUUAAUCCGGCCGUGUGGGAAAUUAGCGGACACAUGGUGUUAAAGAGGAAGAAGGACUUUGAUGAGGCGUCUGAAUCCAAUGCUUGGAGGCUUCUUGCUGAGGUUUCUCUCUCUGAAGAGAGGUUUGAAGAAGUCAACACUCUAAUUUUUCAAGCCAUUACAUCUGAUAAGAUUGAUAUCAUGACACCGACGCCGCAAUGUCCCAAGGAAGUUGAGGAAGCUGAUGCAGUUAGCUCAAGCACUCAACCUGCUAUUGUUGCUGGUUCACAUGAAUGCCUUGUUCUUCAGUAGAAACUAACAAGGCUAUGAUGAAUAAAAUAAAAUCUUAGUGCUUUUAAUAUAAUGUGGUUCUGCUAUAAAUUUCAAGUCUGAAGUAUAACUAUUAUGAUUGCUUCAUGAACUUGAUAGAAUAAGUGGUUUGUAUUUGAUAUCUACUUAAUGCUUGAUUAUGUUUCAUAGUUCAUUGAAAAAUAUAUUUGUAAUAAUUGCUCUUUCGACUGGAUAGAUAUUUGUAGAUUUAUUA